Molecule: messenger RNA, 1084 nt
Organism: Didymodactylos carnosus
Lineage: Eukaryota; Metazoa; Rotifera; Eurotatoria; Philodinida; Philodinidae
Source: the annotation of a GenBank genome assembly
CUGAAAAAAGUAAAUUAAAAAAAGUGAAUUUUUUCUAAACCUUCUUCAUUUUAAAGUUCGAAUAUCUCAGCCAGCAUAUAACAUAAACAAAUUUUGUUUUACCAUUCGAUAGCCAAUGUAAUUCUCUAAAACCGAUAUAAGAUCAGUUUUUCCCAACAAUGCUUCCAUAGUUUGUUAUAAUGAUAAUGGCAAUGUCCAUUCAAAUGGACAUUGGGCUUUAAAGGGUUAAGGUGAAGAAUUUAAAAAUAGAUAAUAAGACAAACACCACCUUAUACAUAAUGAAGUUACAAUUUCACUUGAGACUAGUUUCGUCUUUAUUCAAAAGACAUCAUCAGUCAUAUGAUGGCAAACUGCUGGAUAAAUAAAACGCAUAAAAUAAUUUCAUUAUGGAUAAGAUGUUACGAAUGUUCUACUUCCUUUAGGGUUCCGCAUGAACUCGAAACAAAAAGAUGAGAAUAUGUCUAUUCGAUUUUGCCAUCAUAUGACUGAUGAUGUCUUUUGAAUAAAGACGAAAGUAGUCUCAAGUGAAAUUGUAACUUCAUUAAGUAUGUUUUUAGUUUCCACUGAAUUAAUUUUUGGUGACAAUUUACCAUUAAUCAAUUAUCUGAGCGUAAAUAUUUACGAAAACGAUGAUGACCAACUGGUACCACCACUCCAUAACAACUUGAAAUAUUUGAAACAUUUUACUUUAGUUAGUGUCAGCAUAACAGUUAAUUAUGCGGUUAUCGAAUUGUUAUUACAACAUAUUGCAGAUCAGUUGGAGUAUUUAGCAUUAAAAUUAUCAUUUCGUCUGCGUAGAAUUACAUGGAUCGAUCGUGAUUAUUUAUAUAAAAGCUUUUUAUCUCAUAUGAAAAAUUUAAAACAAUUUCAUUUUUAUCUAACAUGUUCAAUGAUACCAACUAUUUUGAAUGAAGCAACAACAUCGACACAAAUUAUUUCAACAUUUAGAAAUAAUUUUUGGUUAAAUGACAAAAUGUUUCUUGUUGGAUGUUAUUUAGAUCAUUUUAGAGAUGUUUCCCAUUUAUGUUAUAUUCGUUACCACUUCAUUAUGAUAAAAUAUCAUACGUGUCAAAUAAUUUUUUAA